Messenger RNA from Chenopodium quinoa (quinoa), 3608 nucleotides. Its product is annotated as putative protein FAR1-RELATED SEQUENCE 10. Gene Ontology annotation, biological process: regulation of DNA-templated transcription. The coding region runs from base 1058 to 3115 and encodes 685 amino acids. The transcript is spliced from 6 exons. Gene Ontology annotation, molecular function: zinc ion binding. The record is from RefSeq and is a predicted model, not a curated record. NCBI's taxonomy places the organism in Eukaryota, Viridiplantae, Streptophyta, Magnoliopsida, Caryophyllales, Amaranthaceae.
UCAAAUACUUGGUGUUGGUGGCUUCCUUUAAUCACAUAUUGCCGGUCUUCAAGAUUCCGUCUUCUGUGCGUCCCAGCUCGAUAGUAUGUUAGCCAGGUUUUGGUGGAGAUCUUCUAGCUCUACUAAGGGCUUAGCCUUACGCUCGGCUUCUCUCCUGCACUUGCCAAAAUGGGCGGGCUGGGUUUAAGAAAUGUAGCCUGUUUUAACUCAUCCCUCUUUGCUGGAAUUGGGUGGAGGAUGAUUCAUAAUCCUCAGUUGUUGGUUUCUCGCCCCCUGUUCUCUAAGUACCCUUCUCUUGCUACUGCUCCGGGCGCUCGGGUUUCUCGGCCCUCUUGGGAAUGUCAGGGUUUACAGAUGGCAUUAUCUGCAGUAGCUCCUGGUGUCCGAUGGAAGGUGGGUUGUGGCAGGAGUGUUCGUAUCACGGGUGACAACUGAGCUCUUGGUGGUCCGGUUUCAUUUAAGUCGGGUUUUUCCCAGUCGGAUUUUCCGACUCUUGUGUCUGUUAUCAUUGAUCCGCAUUCCAACGCAUGGGACUCCUCGAGGGUCUAUCGGUUUUUUGAUAGUCCUACAGAUAAUCGAAUUUUAAGUCUGGAUCGUCCGCUGAAGCUCGUGGAUGAUUUUGUGUAUUGGAAAUUCUCUGAAGACGGCUACAUUUGUUUAGGGAUUGUGACUUUGUUGUCUCUUUAUGGGUCCGUAGUUCUUUUCAGAAUAAAUAAUUCAAAUCAAAUCAAGAAUACUGGUAUGUAGUGUAAGGUCGAAAUGAUAAUCGAGUAUACGAAGUAUUUCAGAUAUACAUGGAAUAGUUUACUUGUUCUUAAGCAAGGUUUUAUCCAAUUAUCCCAAAUGGGAAAUUUUAUUCAGUCUUCAAGUUAAUUUGUAUCAAUGAAGUGCACUGGAGAGUAAAGAGAGAGAAAGAAAGGGGUUUUCAGGGGUUUUAUCUUUCUCUCUUCCCCUUUUCAAAGGUUAACUAUGUUUUUGGUGGGCAGAAGAGAUUAAAAAUCAGCUGGCGUGGCUAUUCCUGGGUGAUGUGGAUGGAAAAAUGGGACUGAAAUAAACAAUGAAACCAGCAAAUAAUAUUUGGAUUCAAAAGGAGCAAUGCCCCUGUGGAGACUGGAAGUGUUUUAUCAAAUAUGAAGGGGAGGAACAAGGUCAAGCUUGUCAACCAACAAAAAAUGGGACAUCAUUAUCAUCUUCUUCUGAAGUUAUCUUUGCACCUUAUGUGGGUCAGAUUUUUAAAAGUUAUGAUGAAGCUUUUGAGUUCUACAGUAACUUUGCUCGGAGGAAUGGGUUUUCAAUCAGGAAAGCACGAUCUACUGAAAGCCAUAAUCUUGGUGUUUACAGAAGGGAUUUUGUUUGUUAUCGUUCCGGAUUCAAUCAACCUAGGAAAAAGGUUAAUGUAGAGCAUCCCAGAGAUCGCAAAUCAGUACGUUGUGGAUGUGAUGCAAAAUUAUACUUGACUAAGGAAAUCGUGAAUUGUGUUACUCAGUGGUAUGUUUCCCAAUUCAGUAAUGUACAUAACCAUGAAUUGCUAGAAGAUGAUCAAGUGCGUUUACUUCCUGCAUACCGGAAAAUACAAGAAGCUGAUCAAGAACGGAUUAUUUUACUCUCCAAAGCUGGGUUUCCUGUUAAUAGGAUAAUCAAGAUCUUGGAACUGAAAAAGGGUGUUCAACCUGGGCAACUGCCUUUCAUAGAGAAAGACAUUAGAAACUUUCUCCGUACUUGCAAGAAAACAGUUCAAGAAAAUGAUGCUCUUCUUACUGAGAAAAGGGUAACUGAUAUGAUGGAGCUGCUUGAAGCUUGCAAGGCCAUGGCAGAAAGGGAUGGGGAUUUUAUCUUUGAUUUUUUAACAGAUGCAAAUGGCAAGGUCGAAAACAUAGCAUGGUCGUAUGGCGACUCUGUUCGUGCCUUUAACCUUUUUGGUGAUGCUGUUCAAUUCGACAUUACUUAUCAAUCCAUCACUUACGGGAUGCUUCUGGGUUUAUUGUCUGGUAUAGAUAAUCAUGGCAAGCCAAUUGUCUUUGCCUGUGCUCUUGUCCAGGAAGAAAAUCCCCAUGCAAUUGUGUGGGCCUUACAGACAGUUGUGCGAUUCAUGCGAGGAAGACCGCAGACGAUAGUGACUGAUCUUGAGCCAGGGUUAAGAGACUCCAUAGUAAGCGAAUUGCCUAAUACAAAACAUGUUAUAUCUUUGUGGUACAUUAUGUCUAAGCUGAGUAGUUGGUUCUCUUUGCCUCUUGGACUGAAAUAUUCGGAGUUUAAGUCCGAGUUUGAAAUGGUGUGCUAUGUGGAAAGUACAGAGGAUUUUGGACAUCUCUGGAGCCAUUUGAUCACAAAAUUUGGACUUGGGUCGGAUAAACACAUCUCUCUAUUAUGGUCAUGUCGAGCAUGCUGGGCUUUUUCAUUUAUUAAGGAUUGCUUUGUCGCCCGAAUCACAACAGCUGAAUACAUGAGAUCUGUUGAUAGUUUCCUGAAAGGCGUCUUGAAUGAGCAAACAUGCUUGCAAGUCUUCUUUGAGCAGGUUGGACUUGCUGCAAAGUUGGGUUAUGGAGCCAAGGAGGAUUUACCUUUUUUACAUCUCAAGACGUGCAUGCCUGUUGAGGAACAUGCACAAGGCAUCCUUACACCAUAUGCCUUUAGUGUGUAUCAGCAUGAACUCGUGUUGUCUGUGCAAUAUGCAAUUAUAGAAAUGGCCAAAGGAUCUUAUGUCGCGUGCCAUUAUAAGAAAGUUGAUGAAGAGUAUCUUCUGUUAUGGAUUCAGGAAGGUGAGCAAAUCCACUGCUCGUGUAAGGGAUUUGAACAGUCAGGAGUCCUGUGCAGGCAUGCUCUUCGACUAUUUAUUACUAAGAAUUAUUUUCAACUUCCAUACCAUUAUUUUCCAAUUAGGUGGAGAUGGGAAAAUUCUUUUUUACCUAUGGAUCAAGAAAGUUCUCGACUGGUCAAAGAAGAGUACUAUCGUGCCUUACAUUCUCUUACAGAUGCACUUCUGACUGAGUCCUUGUUUUCUAAGGAGCGGUUUAACUAUGCCCAUAAGGAACUCACAGCACUCCUUGAUCAGGUUAAAAAUAUGCCUGUUGAUGAAGUUCCAGAAAUAUUAACUAACAAUUUUAGUGAAUCUUGAAUUUUCUAGUGGAUCAGCUGUCUACAAUAGCAAUUGCUGAGUCUAGCCAUGGUUUACAAGACAUUAGAAGAUUACAAAAAUAAGUCAAUGUAGACUACUCUGCAAAUUAAAUUGUGGUUGGAAUACUGGUUCAAGUAAAUAGAAUUGUCAGAGAUGGAGCUAUGGUGUUGUGUUGUCAUCCAUGACUUUUGUGAUGGUGUAAUGUCAAUUCUUAUUAAAAAAAAAAUAAUAAUUUAAAAAAUAAAAAUAAAAAUUGAUGUUUCUGUACAAUGCAUGCGAUGUUACUGUUUCUUAAUCUUUGAGAAAUGAGUAUAAGUAGUUCCAGAUCUUGUAUUAGCUAGUAGAUACAUCAUAUAUGCAUGGUUCACUCUCAUUGUAAUUGAAAUUGGUGGAUAGUAAUGUACUUGUCACAUCGUGGAAUCUCUUUGCUACUAGGAGCUAAUGAAUCAGUCUUUGUCAAAAAUGAUUCAGAAUAAAGUUUUCUUUUUGUCUA